This is a messenger RNA of Suncus etruscus (white-toothed pygmy shrew), 2187 nucleotides long. RefSeq names its product 1-acylglycerol-3-phosphate O-acyltransferase 1 (gene AGPAT1). The transcript has 7 exons. The record is from RefSeq and is a predicted model, not a curated record. Gene Ontology annotation, cellular component: endoplasmic reticulum; membrane. Gene Ontology annotation, molecular function: 1-acylglycerol-3-phosphate O-acyltransferase activity. Gene Ontology annotation, biological process: phosphatidic acid biosynthetic process. Bases 271 to 1134 code for a protein of 287 amino acids. NCBI's taxonomy places the organism in Eukaryota, Metazoa, Chordata, Mammalia, Eulipotyphla, Soricidae.
CGGCAGCCCCAGCCCUCGGAGACAGCAGGAAGGGAGGGAGGGCGGGAGCUGGGGGGACAACCCCCCACCAUUCUACUGCUAUGGGCCCAGCCUCCCCAUCUCACCUCCCCUCCUUCGGCCGGGGCUAGGACACCCCUAAAUCCUGUCGCCCCCCUUGGCACCGACUCCCCGACCGAGGCAGAGACACAGCCACCCGCCACCACCGCUGCUGCAGCCUGGCUGGGGAGGGGGCCAGACCCCCAGGCCCCCCACCCCAUUGAGGUGGCCAGAAUGGAGCUGUGGCCAGGGGCAUGGAUGGUGCUGCUGCUUCUCUUCCUUCUGCUGCUCUUCCUGCUACCCGCCCUGUGGUUCUGCAGCCCCAGUGCCAAGUACUUCUUCAAAAUGGCCUUCUACAAUGGCUGGAUCCUCUUCCUGGCUGUGCUUGCCAUCCCUGUGUGUGCUGUGCGAGGUCGCAACGUUGAGAACAUGAAAAUCUUGCGCCUGAUGCUGCUCCAUGUCAAGUACCUGUAUGGGAUCCGAGUGGAGGUGCGAGGGGCCCACCACUUCCCUCCCUCCCAGCCCUAUGUUGUCGUCUCCAACCACCAGAGCUCCCUUGAUCUGCUUGGAAUGAUGGAGGUUCUGCCAGGUCGCUGUGUGCCCAUUGCCAAGCGUGAGCUACUGUGGGCUGGUUCUGCCGGACUGGCCUGCUGGCUGGCAGGAGUCAUCUUUAUUGACCGAAAACGGACUGGAGAUGCCAUCAGUGUCAUGUCUGAGGUCGCCCAGACCUUGCUUACCCAGGAUGUGCGGGUCUGGGUUUUCCCUGAGGGUACAAGAAACCACAAUGGCUCCAUGUUGCCCUUCAAACGGGGCGCCUUCCACCUUGCAGUGCAGGCCCAGGUGCCCAUUGUUCCCAUAGUCAUGUCCUCCUAUCGAGACUUCUACUGUAAGAAGGAGCGCCGUUUUACUUCAGGGCAAUGUCAAGUGCGGGUGCUGCCUCCAGUGCCCACAGAAGGAUUGACACCAGAUGACGUCCCUGUUCUGGCCGAUACAGUCCGACACUCCAUGCUCACCGUUUUCCGAGAAAUCUCCGCAGAUGGCAGGGGUGGUGGUGACUCUCUGCAGAAGCCCGGAGGGGUGGGCGAGGCCCGACUCUGAAUCUCCUCUACCCUAUCCUUUUCCCUGUUCCUCCCAGCCCAGUGGGUCCUGAAAAAGGGCUCAGUCCUCUUAUUUGUUUUCCCUCAUCCCACUUGUUCUCUUCCUUGGAAUCUUCAACUUCUGAAGUGAAUGUGGACUCAGCACCGCUCCCUGACCCUUCCCAGCUCCCCUCACAGACUCUCUGGCCUCGGUGCAGUCUAUACUUUGUCCCACACCCACCUCCUGUGCCAUUCUGUCUGGGACAGUUACCUCCCUGCUAUCCAGUGGCUCAGCCUACACAAGGUGGGGACACUCCAGCCUGUCCUCAGUGGACCUCUUCCUUGUGAUCUCUCCCUCUCCACCCCACAUUGGCUAGUGGACUCAACCAUUCUCUGGAACAGUUCCCCACCUCUCCCAAGCCCAUGGAUUCAAUGGACUCAUCAUGUGUGGAGAUUUCCUCACACUGCUGGAAGCUGAUGCCUGGAACACUCCUCCUGGGCUCAUCUUGGGAACACUCCUCAGCACUUCACCCUCCUCAUAUGGAAACCCCCAGCCCCCUAUCGGUAGAGGCUGGACAUUGACUGCAAGGUCUCAUCCCUGCCUGUGCCAAGGAUUGAGCACUCUCCUGGUUGCCAGUUUUGGUCUUCACAUUUCAGCUUUUCCUUGUCCCUAUGGUACAAUUUUUCAGUGGUUCUGGCCCGCCCAGCCCAUGCAGCCUUGCCAUACCAUUUGAAACAGACACCAGAGGAAGAGGCAGACAUCUGUUACUGUUCUCUCACACCUUGCUCUUGGGGAGUUGGGGAAAGCUGAACCCUGGCUGAAGGGGACAGGAGGGCUUUUAAUUUAUUUCUCUUUCUUUUGAGGCUUUCCUCUGAGCCAGUUUUCAUUUCCUCCUUGUGGCAUUAACCACUCCCUGCCUCCCACCCCAGACCUAUGCCCACAGCCAAGGAGGUGGGCCGGGAGCAAAGGAGAGAGUGGGAUUUGGUUUUGCGUCGUUGGAUUUUAUUAAUUAUCGGAUAACAACAAAAGAAAACAAAAAACAAGAAUAAAGAUUGAGAGAGAGAAAGAGUGAGA